This is a messenger RNA of Rotaria sp. Silwood1, 699 nucleotides long. NCBI's taxonomy places the organism in Eukaryota, Metazoa, Rotifera, Eurotatoria, Philodinida, Philodinidae. The record is from the annotation of a GenBank genome assembly.
AUGUAUCGAUGUGACGAGAAUUCACUUAAACCAGAGUAUUUUCUUCGUCCAAUCGAGAAUCCUCAGGAAUGGACAUUAAGCGAGAAGAGAUUACAAAUAAUUUUACGUCAAGCAGCUGAUACAUGUUACAAGCAGGGAUCGAUUUCAAAAGAUGAAUGCAAUCAAUUUUACAUAUCGGGUUUGAUCAAACAUAAAUAUUAUAUUGUAUUUAAAUGCACUGCUAGUUGUGCUCGUUUAGUGACGGCCAAAGAAAUCUAUCGAGCUUUGCAAAAUAAUAAAACAUCACGUCGAAUACUCUGUUUCUUUCGAGAAAUUAUUGAUAUUGAAGAACUUGAUUCGAAAUUUCGCGAAAUUGAAGAUGCAACCGAAGCGCAAUUGUUAUUGAAUGAAAUCAAAAAUGUACUGCAUCAGUCUCUCGAUUCGAUGGAUAUUCGUACAUAUCGAAUCCAUUGGAAUGAUACAAAACAACGAACUGAGUAUUUCACCAAAUUUUUUGAUGAUUUCUUCGAUAGUAUGAAAAAUCAAAUUGACUAUCAUAUGGAACAAUCUUGUAAUAAAAGAGCAACAAUCGAUCCAUUGUACGAUCAAAUAAUCGAGCAUGCUAUUCAAUGUAAUUUACUUAUACAACGAUACUUUCCUCGAAAAGAUAUUCUUGAACAAGUAAGAUGCACAUUUACAAUUGUGAUGCGAUUAAUUUAG